Molecule: messenger RNA, 1947 nt
Organism: Nanorana parkeri
Lineage: Eukaryota; Metazoa; Chordata; Amphibia; Anura; Dicroglossidae
Product: plasma kallikrein-like
Exons: 15
Coding region: 1-1947 (648 amino acids)
Biological process (GO): proteolysis
Cellular component (GO): extracellular region
Molecular function (GO): serine-type endopeptidase activity; protein binding
Source: RefSeq, a predicted model, not a curated record
AUGAUCAUUACAGUCUGUGAGUCUGUGAAGUGUGGUUUAUGGUGUAUGAAGUGCUACAUCGGCUGGUGGGGGCAUCACACAGGCAAGUGCAGCGGGGAGCAGAAGAAGUGCGAUUGUAUACCUGGCUUGAAGCAAGAUGUGUAUUAUCAAGGAGGAGACAAAGGUUCUGUGUUUGUCCCAGAUGUUGAACAUUGUCAGCUAGUGUGCACCUUCAACCCACAUUGUAUUAUGUUUUCUUACCUAAAUGCCAGCUGGCCUAAAGAAACUGAAAGAUUUUCAUGCCUUCUAAAGGACAGCGCUAAACUAUCUCUACCAGAAAUAUCAAUACGUGGAGCAGUUUCAGGACACUCUUUGAAACAUUGCACAACAAAAAUAUACACUUGCAGGGAUAAGCUUUUCCCAGGACUGGACAUGCUGGGGACGAACUACAACACUAGCAAAGUAACAAACAUGGAGCAAUGCAAGAAGCACUGUACCAAUGAUAUUCAUUGUCAGUUCUUUACAUAUGUUUCAGAGACAUUCCAUGUUGCACAACAACGAAACAUGUGUUACUUAAAGUACUCUGGGAAAGGAACACCAACAAAAAUAAGACACCUAGCCAAUGUCAUAUCCGGCUUCUCAUUAAAGUCCUGUGGAAUAUCUUCUCUAGGUUGCCAAAGAGAUUUGUUUCAAAAAAGGGAAUUUUUUGGAAACACUCUUACAAGUGUGAUUGCUCCUGACGUAAACAUGUGUCAGAAGAUUUGUACAUUCUUUCCAAACUGUCUAUUUUUUACAUAUUUAACAAAAGACUGGCAAGAACCAUUGAACAGAAAUCGUUGCUAUAUUAGGACAUCCAAAAAUGGACAACCAACUGAAGCACCCAACAAAGACAAUGCGAUAUCAGGCUUUAGUCUCCAAUCCUGUAAAACCAGACCUUCAGUUUGCCCUUUGCCAGUCAUUUCCAAUGCAGACUUUGCUGGCACUGACCUGCAUGUAGAAGUAGUCAGUGGAGAAAAAGAUUGUCAGCAACGCUGCACCAACAACAUACGUUGUCAGUUCUUCACCUAUAGAUCGGUUCAAUCAGAGUGCAUUCGAAAAAAAUGCAAAUGCUAUUUAAAGAUGUCUUCUAAUGGGUUACCAACAGCAAUAGAACAUGGCAAAGGAGGGAUUUCAGGAUUCUCGAUGAGACUGUGCAAGACAAGAACAGUUAGAGGAUGUGGACAACCUGUUGAUGUUCAGACCAGAAUUGUAGGUGGUAGAAACAGUUCUGAAGGGGAAUGGCCAUGGCAAGUGAGCAUGCACCUCAGGCUAGACCCGUCUAACAGCAGACAUGUAUGUGGAGGAUCUAUUAUCAACAACCAAUGGAUAUUAACAGCUGCCCACUGUGUGCACAUUUGGCACCUUCCUAGAUUUUGGAUAGUUUACAGUGGCAUCACAAAGUUGUCAAACAUCACUACAGCUACAACCAAGUCUGAGAUUGAGCAAAUCAUAAUUCAUCCAAAUUAUAUUGGUGCAGAAAAUGGCAGUGAUUUAGCACUGCUAAAGCUAAACACACCUAUAACAUACAGUGACUAUCAACAAGCCAUCUGCCUUCCACCACGUCAAGACUUCAUAACUUCUAGCAAGUGCUGGACAACAGGAUGGGGAUACACAGAAGAGUCUGGCACUACUGCAGAUGUGCUUCAGAAAGCAGAGGUGCCACUAAAGUCAAGUAUGGAAUGUCAAAGUAGCUAUCCACACGUGAAGCUAAAUGACAAGGUUAUUUGUGCAGGAUACAAAGAGGGCAAAAUUGACUCAUGUAAGGGGGACUCUGGUGGACCACUAACAUGUGACGUUGACAAGACUUGGUAUUUAACUGGUAUUACCAGCUGGGGAGAAGGAUGUGCCCAGCCAGACAAGCCAGGUGUUUACACAAGGGUCACAGAGUAUAUUGACUGGAUUGUAGAACAGACAAGCAUAGUCAUUUAA